This is a messenger RNA of Magnolia sinica, 1348 nucleotides long. Its product is annotated as carbonic anhydrase 2-like. Gene Ontology annotation, molecular function: zinc ion binding; carbonate dehydratase activity. The transcript has 9 exons. Bases 44 to 1225 code for a protein of 393 amino acids. Lineage: Eukaryota; Viridiplantae; Streptophyta; Magnoliopsida; Magnoliales; Magnoliaceae. Gene Ontology annotation, biological process: carbon utilization. The record is from RefSeq and is a predicted model, not a curated record.
UGGUCAGAAACAAAGCAACGAUAACAAAACAGAUAAAACCGCCAUGGCUUCUCAGCUACAGCAGUACAGAGCUGCUAACCUGCGCCAUGGUGCGCAUCCAAAGAUCACAACCUUCCUCAGCCCAUCACCCACUUUCAUCUCCUUCCCAUCUCUCUUCCACAGACAAACUCGCCAAAAACCGGCUUCUCUUCCGACUCUGAGAGCGAAAAGGAAACCAGACGAAGAAAUGGAGAAGAAGAACGUGAAAGAAGAAGGGAAGGAAGCUGUGGUGGGAAAGGAAGAAGAGGAGGUGGGCCUCAUCGCUUUCACGGGGAAGGUGCUCCAACCGAUCCCUGGGCCACGUAUCGGGAACAGCUCGAUGCCGUGGAUUCUCGGCGUUCCGUUGGCCUAUGUCGGCGUCUCAGUCAUCGUUGCCGGCGUUAAUGCAGCGAGGAAGUUCAGAUCACCCCAGAAGGAAGAUAUGGGGACAGAAUCGUACGAAGAAGCGAUUGAUGGACUGAAGAAGCUGCUGAGCGAGAAAAAGGAGCUUGGACCGGUUGCAGCGCAGAAAAUCGAGCGGCUGACGACCGAGUUACAGGCGCAGAGCGGUUUUAACCCGUUGGAGAGGGUAAAAACUGGGUUCGAGUACUUCAAGAAGGAGAAGUACGAGAAGAAUCCUCAACUCUUCGACGAGCUUUCCAAAGGUCAGAGCCCCAAGUUCAUGGUGUUCGCAUGUGCGGAUUCCCGCGUUUGCCCAUCACAUAUCCUCAAUUUCCAGCCUGGAGAGGCUUUCAUGGUCCGAAACAUCGCUAACAUGGUCCCACCAUUUGACAAGACUAAAUACUCUGGAGCUGGGGCUGCUAUAGAAUAUGCAGUAUUACAUCUUAAGGUGGAGGAUAUUUUAGUAAUAGGACACAGCGGUUGUGGUGGGAUAAAGGGACUCAUGUCCAUCCCGGAUGAUGGGUCCACCAGCACAGCCUUCAUAGAGGAUUGGGUAAAGAUCUGUUUACCGGCGAUGCAGAGGGUAAAAAAAGCGAACAGCGAUUUAGCCUUCCCUGAACUAUGCACCAAGUGCGAAAAGGAAGCAGUGAAUGUAUCACUUACAAACCUACUAACGUAUCCGUUUGUGAAAGAGGGGCUGGUGAAUAAAACUCUAGCUCUGCAUGGCGGGCACUACGAUUUCGUUAAUGGAUGCUUUGAGAUGUGGAGUGUUACAUACGAAUUCACUCCCGUUCUUAAAUUAUAAGUGUUGAUCAACGGUGAUGAUGAUGAUAAGAGCCUCUUGUUCCCAAUCUUUCUGUUUUUGUCCCAUAAAUCAAUGGUGUCUGUCCUUGUGUUGUAAGUUAAUAUAAUAAAGAUUAUCUGUCUA